UAGGAAGAGCAGAACUGCACAGAUUUUCAGCAGUUUUUUUUCCAGUUGCCUUUAGUAUUUUUACAGUUGUGUUUUUGUAAGUAUUCAAGAGAAACCUCCUGUUUCUACCUUGUUUUCUUUAAACUUCUACUUUCACAAUAUAAGGAAGAAAGAUGUCCAAGACUUCUAAGGUUCUCGGAUAUAAAACCGUAGACGCUUUUAUGGAGGAAUGCCUGAGAGAAAAACCACCUGAGGAAGUUAAAACAUUUUACGCAAACUGGGCUGCUAACUAUGACAAGGAAGUAAACGAAUUUGAUUACAACGGACCCAAAAUAUUUGCAGAAGCUUUCGCAAAACUGAAUGUACCACGAAAUGCCGAAAUCAUAGACAUAGCAGCUGGAACGGGAGCUCUCGGAGAAAAGUUGAAUGCAAUGGGUUACAAGUAUAUCGAUGCUUUGGAUGGAACACCAGAGAUGUUAGAUAUCGCCAGAAAGAAAAAUGUGUACAGAAAUUUCUGCCAGUUCUUCCUGGGGUGUGGUUAUGAGUCGCCAAUCAAAGAUGGUACUUACGACGUAGCGAUAUCGAGUGGAGCAAUCGGACAAGGACAUAUUCCAUACGAUGCUUUUUAUGAAAUUAUUGCAAUGGUAAAACAAGGGGGCUUAAUUUGUUGGCUGACGAUGAACCCUUCUGAAGGAAAAGUUGAGGAAAACUUCAAGACUGUAAUGGCGGACUUAACAAAUAGUGGGAAGUGGAAAAUGUUUCAAGAGCCUAUUCGUACAGAAGAGUUUUUUCAAAAAGAGGCAACUAUGUUUUAUGUUAUGCAAAAAUUGUAACUCAAAUUUUCUAGCUUUCUCAAAACAACUGUUUUAAUAAUAUAAGUUGUAAGAUUACCAGUUUCAUAAAUGCUUUUACAACAAAGAAAACAUAGAAGUUACAAUAA
Limulus polyphemus (Atlantic horseshoe crab) is the source of this 919-nucleotide messenger RNA. Its product is annotated as methyltransferase-like protein 27. NCBI's taxonomy places the organism in Eukaryota, Metazoa, Arthropoda, Merostomata, Xiphosura, Limulidae. The coding region runs from base 153 to 812 and encodes 219 amino acids. The record is from RefSeq and is a predicted model, not a curated record. The transcript has 6 exons. Gene Ontology annotation, molecular function: S-adenosylmethionine-dependent methyltransferase activity.